GGGACCAGCUUGAGCGACUUUAGUGGAGACACCGUGAAGCAGCUGCUGUAUUAAAUUGAGAAGGGGGAGAUCUCUACUCUCAGACAGCCGUUAAUUUAUUUGUUUGUGAUUCCUGGUUUGCUUUGACUACUACAAUUUCCUUCGAACAAUUAUGUCUUGCAGUCAGUGAGGAUCAACAACAGAUUGGCGAGAGAGGAAAUACUAUAUCAAGCUAGCUUUGGGUUUGUGGGUUGGUUGGUUGUCAGUGAGAGAUUUACGGGUUGGUUUGUUCGAUCACAGUGGAAGAGAACCGAACGCGAACGUAAUAACAUACGAUAUUUUCGUAGAUCUUGUGAGAGGAAACGUGUGAGGGUGGUUGUGGUUGAAUUGGAUAGCUAGCUUUCUUCUCUAAAAAGGUCUAGAUAGGUUUUUGUUUAUACAGAUCGUCGCGGAAUAUGGCUCAUGGACAUCAUCAUGUAGCCAGUUCCCAAAAAGCACUAAUGUUAGAGAUGAAAAGUCUUCAAGAGGAGCCAGUUGAAGGGUUCAGGAUAACUUUAGUGGACGAGUCGGACUUGUACAACUGGGAAGUUGCAAUAUUCGGACCCCCAAAUACGCACUAUGAGGGAGGUUAUUUUAAGGCUCGGAUCAAGUUCCCCAUCGACUAUCCCUACUCUCCUCCGGCCUUCCGCUUCCUCACCAAGAUGUGGCACCCCAACAUCUACGAGAACGGGGACGUGUGUAUCUCCAUCCUGCACCCCCCAGUGGACGACCCCCAGAGUGGAGAGCUGCCCUCUGAGAGGUGGAACCCUACACAGAAUGUCAGGACGAUCCUUCUGAGUGUCAUCUCUCUGCUCAACGAGCCUAACACAUCUUCCCCGGCCAACGUGGACGCCUCCGUCAUGUACCGAAAGUGGAGGGACAGCAAGGGCAAAGACAGAGAGUUCGCAGAGAUCAUCAGGAAACAGGUCCACGCCACCAAAGCGGAUGCUGAGCGGGAUGGUGUGAAGGUGCCAACCACCCUGGCAGAGUACUGCGUCCGCACCCGCGCCCCACCCCCCGACGAGGGCUCCAACCUCUUCUACGACGAUUACUAUGAAGAUGAGGACCUGGAGGACGAAGACGAGGAAGAUGGCGAGGACUGCUGCUACGACGAAGAUGACUCGGGAACCGAGGAGUCCUGACGACCGGCCUCCCCACCCCUUCCUCUCCCCCCUGUCCCCACACCUCCCUUAAACUGAACUCAUACUCCACCCUUCCUCUACACACCCUUACAGAACCCCCCACAGCAGUGCAGCCACACCUGCACGUUAAACUCAGAUGCGUUUAAAAGCUACAGAGUUAGUUUGUCCAUUUGUUUCUGGUGUUUUUAUUUUCCUGUCGGUCAGUGGAGUGUUAGAGAGAUAAUGCUAGCUCUACAAAUUAUUCACAUGGUUUGCUCUUCAUGGCAGCGUCCCUCAAUUCUCAAUUACCGCUUGUUUUUUAAAGUUUUGCGUAAGGACACUGUCUCCUGUAGAGUGUCUGUUUCCAGACACCACCACAUGCUUUUUCAUAAGUCCAACACCACAUGCUUUCAUCUCAUGUAAUUCCUCACCAGCCACCUCAACUGCUCAUUUAAAGAUGGGAGUGAGGGAUAGUGUCUCUGUUUUUUGGUGGUGGUUCAUUAUUGUAUUCAACUGUAGUGCAGGAAUGCGUUGCAGAGAGAAAAUGUUGGCAUUAAGUGAGUUAAACACCUCCCUCUGGCAAGUCUGUGCAACAGUGAUGGCCUCGCACAGCAGCCAUCUUGAAUUAGAUGAUUUGUUUAGAUUCCAUCCUCAGUCAGUCACUUCCCCAAACAUUUCAUAUGACUAGAAGUGCUCGCAACACAAGAAGCUCCAUCACACAGGAUUUGACACACUGACUAAAUACAAACUAUUUAACAGUAUUUACACAACCCCACAUUUAUGUUGCUUCAGUAGUGUGUAAAUGUUCAUUCAUCGUUACAACGUGACUAUUUGAAGCUAAGUUUUAGAGAUGAAAAGUGCAUUUCCCAACUGUAUCGAUGCUAGGGAUGUGGAUAGGGAGGUCAGUAGUAUAUUUUAGGAGUAGGUCAUACAGCCAUCCCACUAGCUUGUUGGGUGGUAUCAGGCUCGGCAUAGGGGUGUUGGGAAACACUGUCAUGAUUCCCAUACUCCAUUACAACCAAGUUGAGAAUGGGUCCAGGGAUCCCUUUUGGCUUCUUUUGAUGUAGUCUUUUACUUCAGACUUAAGGUGUUAGCAACUAUAUAUUUUUCCCUUACAUGGACUAAGUGCUCUGAUUCUCAACCUUUUGUUUUAAACACCAUGUCAUGGGGGUUAUUCAUUGGACUUAUCAGUACAUUUACCGCCAGUUUGUUUUCAAUACAGAAACAUUCAGGUAUUUUUUCCAAUAGAGAAAAACAGAUGAUUACUGAACACUCAUGUACUCUUUAUGUCGCAUUAACAUCUUGAGUAUGAAGCAUGUACACAUCAAUCCAAUCAUCAUUAAUUCUUACAACUAUUUUACAUUCACCAUAUAUGGCGGUUACGUUAUGUGAAUAACCCCCAUUUUGUUUUACUGUAAUGUUUGGGGAAAUUGGGAUUUCAUUUUGUGAAGCUGCCGAUUUAAUCAUGUAAUUUCCCUCGCAAUGUGCUACCUUCCUUACCAUCUAUACAGACUUUCUUUUUGGUGGCGGCAUCAGCGAGGGACCCCCGGCUGUUACCAAAAUUCCUCAGGAAAACAAAACCACAAACUUUUUCACAUCGGAGUGAAUCUGACCACAGUCUCUCUCUCUCUCUCUGUGUGUGUGUGUGUGUGGACAACUGUUCUCUGCAGCGCUGGUCCCCCCCAAACCUAUCACCUCUGCUUUAAAGACUGUUUAUAAUCUUUACCUUGAUAUUAAUAUGCACAUGUGGAUAUUUCGAAGAUAACUUUAUGUAUUUUUUUGUUUUGUUUGUAUUUUCUUUUCUAAUGUUUUGUACAUCUAUUUAAAACCUAAAUAAAGAUCUUUAUUAGAGUUUUGAGAUGUUUCUUAGAGCAGGAGUGAAUCAAUGUUUUCUAACAGAUGAGAGCUUAGUUAUCUGUCCUUUUUAUGGUCUAUGAAUAUAUUUUGAUUGACUAAUAAUCAUUGGAGAAGAUUCUGAACUGGCUGUUAUUCAUUAAUUCAUCCAUAUUUUGUGUUCUCAUUAGACGCUGUGGGAAUGUACGACUCAGGGAUAACUCUGAGGUAAGACUGUUCUUCCUCUACUCACUCUUCUUAUCCUGAGUGUUGAAUGUAGAGAAUGAAGCCAGUGGCUCAGUUAUGGAACCCUUGUGAUGUCAAAGGUCAGGUGACCCCAGAGUGGAUGAGGAAAGUUGAGAUCUGUACCCUGCAGUCACCCUGAGAGUUAGGGUGGUGGCAACUCUGUUAAUAAAUCAUUAAGAAUA
Molecule: messenger RNA, 3400 nt
Organism: Coregonus clupeaformis (lake whitefish)
Lineage: Eukaryota; Metazoa; Chordata; Actinopteri; Salmoniformes; Salmonidae
Product: ubiquitin-conjugating enzyme E2 R2
Exons: 5
Coding region: 435-1160 (241 amino acids)
Biological process (GO): ubiquitin-dependent protein catabolic process; protein polyubiquitination
Molecular function (GO): ubiquitin conjugating enzyme activity
Source: RefSeq, a predicted model, not a curated record